AUGGCGAAGCAGGAUGAUGGCCUCUUUCUCCUGGAAGUACUUAUCGACAAAAUAGUAUUUGUCAAGAGUCCUUGUUUUUCUGACAAGGACUUCAGGACCUGUGUGACUAUAGAAGUUCCAUCAGUCCAACCGUUAGAAAUAUGUGAUGACGAUCCUGGAGCAUGUGUAGCUAAAAGUGGAGGACCUUUUGUGAAAACCUUCAACAGCGGCAAAUCAUGUCUGUUUUCACUUCAAGAAGGAGACAUUAGCAAAGCCAUGAGUACCUUUCCUAUAAAAGUAUCAGUAUUCAAGUCACUUCCAUGCGGUUGUCUACCUACGAAAAUCAUAAUGGGAGAAGCUGUAAUAGAUAUGACAAAGGAAUUUGUACAAUCUCGUAAAAAGUUUUUAGAAGAUCCAACAAAUGUUAGCUACGAAGCUUUGAAAGAUUCAUUUCGUAUCGUCGGUCCAGAUGGAAGCGAGACCGGUGAAGUAGUCAUGUUUUUACGCAUCUCUUGCUUUGGAAAAUUAAUUAUUACACGUUUCCAAGGUGCGAGUGCACCCCCUAAGUUAGGAGGCGGUCGUGAUCCUGCUAUUGUGGACAGGUCAUGUAAUCCAAAGAGAGAAUUCCAAACGUCUCAAGAUCCUUGUGUUUGUGGCGCCGCACAAGCAGCUGCGAGCAGUAGAGCACACGGUUCAGUACCUUGUACCGCUCCCUGCAGGACACCUGGUGGACGCGGGGUUUGUCCAAUUGCUCAAGAUCCAUACAGUACUAUGCCAUGUGAAGAUCCAGAUGACCCUUGCUACUGUUCAGGCGCUAAGCCUCCUCCGAAACCACCAAUGAUGUGCAGAAACACUGAACAAUACUGUUUACAUAUUCCCAAAGGUGCCCUGCCGAGCUUCCCGAUUUAUCAAGAUUUGACGGAAGAUCAAAUAACGAAAAUAAAAUCAGCAAAGGAAUUGAAACUGCUUCAUAUAGAAGACCAUUUCUUCAAUGACUUCAAUAUCGGAUCAUCAAUACCGUGUUCUGAAACAACGACUGUAGUUGAAGACUAUUCACAAUCAUUACCCGAGAAAAUAAAGUUCUCAGAUGAAUCAUUUCGAACAAAGUUAGAUCAUUCACUAACUUCUCUGUGUACCAUCAGGUCUAAGAGGCGCAGCGUAUCGUUUUCCGACAAGAUAGAUUAUGUUUCGAAGUCUUACAGCCACUUCACGCAACACCGAAAGAGAUGCCAUCGCUCUAUCACACCCACGAGCAUAUUUGGUAAAAAGGAAACUACUGUUUAUAUGACGCUGUUUGAUGAGUUCUGCCGCCGUCGCACUUCGGGAACACAAGCCACAGCUUCCGUUAACAAAUGUUUCCAAGCGUCCCAUACUAACGCCUCCAGCCAUAACACCGCCUGUUGUUAUGACCAAAAUACCAGUAAUAGUUCAACUUUUAAUUCUUCGACAUUACCUUUUGGAAGCCGAAGGCAGUCCAUGCAGGAUAGCCGCGUAAGAUAUUCAGAUAUAUAUUAUUUCGGAAAAAAGAAUGAUAGUAAGGGGAUGGGAUCUAAAAAAACAGUACAAACUGUAAACACUGCAACUGCUGCGAGUGAACCAGUAGCAUCAAGUACCGCCUCCAUACAAGCAAAAAUGCCAAACAACGCUAUGGGUGCACAAACUAGAAGAUCCUGUUGUGGGCCUACGAAUGGCAAAACGGUAUCAAUUAACGUAAGACCUUGCCCAGGUACUGUUGGUGCCACCAAGGGAGAUAUGGUUGCUACUAUCUCUCAUAUAAAAAUUGUACCCCGAGAACCAUGUCCAGUUCACGGUAAAGACCCAUGUCAAGGGCCAAAGUGUAUGGUUGCUGCAUCAGGUCAGGAUGAUCAGGUGCCUGUUAAAGUAUCCACUAUGACAAAUCCCCGCCGAGGUGUUUUUGAAUUAGUAAUUCGUAGGAUGAAUGGAGCUCCACUUGCAAAGAAUGAACUAAUGCUAGAAUGGACUCCACCACCAGCUCGCCCACCUAAUUGCUUGUCACCAUGUAUCAUGUCCUGCCCUCCCGGUCCUUUUUGUCGUCCGUCAAGAUGCAGGAUACCUUGCAGCCCCUCGCCUUGUAGGCCCCCAAAAUGCUGUAAAAAACCUUGUAAAAGGCCAUGCGGGCCGCCCUGUCGAACGCCAUGUAGAACGCCGUGUCGAACGCCGUGCAGAACGCCUUGUAGAACGCCUUGCAAAUCGCCUUGCAAAAGCCCUUGCAAAGUACCAUGUAAAAUACCAUGUAGAACUUCAUGCAUAACGCCAUGCCGGACGCUAUGCGUGACGCCAUGCCAAACGAUAUGCCGAACGCCAUGUCAAACUCCAUGCCCAACGCCAUGUCAAACUCCAUGCCAAACGCCAUGCAAAGCACCAUGCCGAACGCCAUGCAGAACACCUUGCCGAACACCAUGCCGAAUACCAUGCCGAACACCAUGCCGAACACCAUGCCGAACACCAUGCCGAACACCAUGCCGAACACCAUGCCGAACACCAUGCCGAACACCAUGCCGAACACCAUGCCGAACGCGAUGCAGAACGCCUUGCCGAAACCCAUGCCGACCGGCGCCAUGUAAGAAAUGCAAGCCCCGUAAACCUUGUAAACCUUGCAAACCUUGCAGUCCUUGUGUACCAGCUUCUAAAUGUAGGCCUUGUUCACCAGCGCCGCGAUGUGGCAGAUGCGCAACACCUCCUGCAUGCAGGCCGUGCGUAUCUCCGCCAAAGUGCCGGCCGUGUCCUCCAGCACCUUGCUUACCGCUGCCAUGCAAUAGUCCCUGUGGGCCAUGUGCAGCGCCCUGCAAGGAUUAUUGUUGUAGCUCACCCUGCACUACACCUUGCAAAAGUUCACCUUGUUUAAGGCCGUGUCCUGUUGGAUAUAAAAGACCCCGCAAGAUUCGCAGCCAUCCUAAAAUUAAAGCUCAUCGAAAAUUAUUCUCUCCGUGCUACAAUCGCGCCAAAACAUGUCCAGUGGUGCGGUGUCGCAGCGUGCCCGACCCAUGUCAAGGUUGUUGCACUCUUUCUCCCUGCCCACCUAGAAAAUGUUGCUCAGUCUUUCCCUAUCGGCCUCGCAAGUGUUACCCAAUGUUUCCAUGCUCUCCUCGAAAAUGCUACGUGACACCCUGCCCACCUCGGAAAUGCUGCCCGUCACCAUACAUGCCACCAUUUCCGUUACCGUGCGUGAUUCCACGUCCACCUCGUUGCUGCCAGUCACCCUGCUUGCCUCAGAAAUGUUGCAUUCCAACACCAUGUACUCCGCAAAAGUGUUGCUCGACAUCGCGCUACAAGCUAAGUCCCAAUUGUUGCAAGAGUAACUGCACAAACUGCUGUUUAUGA
Molecule: messenger RNA, 3321 nt
Organism: Spodoptera littoralis (African cotton leafworm)
Lineage: Eukaryota; Metazoa; Arthropoda; Insecta; Lepidoptera; Noctuidae
Source: the annotation of a GenBank genome assembly